AUCGGCUCAACUCGUUCACGAUAAGCUCCGUUAUUCAAGGUCAGAAAUGUCAAUUGCAACAAAACUGCCCUAAAUAGACUGCUUUUCAUAGGUGACUCUUUUGUUGUGCACAGUGAUAAAUUUAAUAAGUAAAUUGCUAAUGUGGAUCAAGUACUCAUAAAAAAUGGAUAGAAUACUACGAGGCAUAAUGAGAUAUCGUGUUUUGGACCGCGCAAGCAUGGUCAAACAAUUUCAAGCAGUAAAAGAUAAUCCAACGCCUAAAGCAGUCUUCUAUACGUGCAUGGACAGUAGAAUGAUACCAACUAGAUUUACAGAAACUAGUGUUGGAGAUAUGUUUGUUGUACGUAAUGCAGGCAAUCUUUUACCUCAUUCACAACAUUUUAUGGAUGAAAUGACUAGCUGUGAGCCGGCAGGUUUGGAACUGGCUUGCGUCAUAAAUGAUAUAAGGCACAUUAUAGUGUGCGGCCACAGUGACUGUAAAGCAAUGAAUCUUCUUUAUAAACUGAAAAGUAAAGAAGAAUCGAAUAAAGAGCAAAGAAGAAUAUCUCCAUUAAAGUCAUGGUUAUGUACACACGGACAAUCGUCAUUGGAAAAAUUUAUUGAGAUGAAUGGAGAUUUCACAAAACCGAUGCUUUUUACUGCUGAAACACCCCAACGUAAAUUUGUAGCGUACAUAGACCCAGAAAAUCAAUUUUGUAUAGAAGAUAAAUUAUCUCAAGUAAUCCUUCUUAUCUACCUUAUUCAUUUAUGUACUGGUGUUUUAUCAGCAGGUCGGAAGAAGAGGUGAGCUCUAUCG
This is a messenger RNA of Chilo suppressalis (striped riceborer), 796 nucleotides long. The record is from the annotation of a GenBank genome assembly. NCBI's taxonomy places the organism in Eukaryota, Metazoa, Arthropoda, Insecta, Lepidoptera, Crambidae.